Molecule: messenger RNA, 2072 nt
Organism: Pygocentrus nattereri (red-bellied piranha)
Lineage: Eukaryota; Metazoa; Chordata; Actinopteri; Characiformes; Serrasalmidae
Gene: creb3l3a
Product: cAMP responsive element binding protein 3-like 3a
Exons: 11
Coding region: 124-1476 (450 amino acids)
Biological process (GO): regulation of transcription by RNA polymerase II
Cellular component (GO): nucleus
Molecular function (GO): DNA-binding transcription factor activity, RNA polymerase II-specific; RNA polymerase II cis-regulatory region sequence-specific DNA binding
Source: RefSeq, a predicted model, not a curated record
AGGGAGCAAGGCUGGACUAAGAAACUGACAAUCUUCCCUUUUUUUCAACCAUUGUCUUUGCUUUAAUGGUGGUAUAGCCCAAGGCCAAGGUAAUGGAACACUACUCAGAGCAGGCUAGUCCAGAUGUGGCACACAGACACCGAAGACCAAGGUCCAGAAAAUGUGAAAGUUAACUUUACUGCAGAACUUUUCUUUGUGUGUGCUUGUGAUGGGAUAGAACUGCUGGAUUUGCUUUUUGACAAGAACGACGGCAUCUUACGCCAUGAGGAGAUGAUGCAUCAUAAUGAGCAGCCUUGGCCAGUCCAGGACCCUAACAUGAUAAUGCCAUCCCAGGGCGGUGAAGACUUCUUUAACGCCCUACUGAGUGGAAAUGAUUCUGUGUCUGGCUCUCCACUAUGGUCGCCCUCUCCGAGUGACAGCGGGAUAAGUGAAGACCCUCAUUCAGAUCACAAUGACAGUCCUGCACCCCCUGGAAGCCCUCCUCUGGAGUCCUGCUACUUCCCUCCCCAACCACGGCACGCCCCCCCUCCAGACACUAGGCUGCCCAUCGAUUUCAAUGGCUGGGGCUCUGGCAUUUUCCCUGAGCGGACUGGAGGGAUGCAGCCUGCAUCUGAAGUGGCCCAGGUCCGGCCGGCCAUCGUUUUCCCUCUCACUGUCAAGGACCUGCUGCUAUCCGGCACACCAGAACCUCCUCCGCAGGCGCCGCAGCAGUGCCACCAGGAGCUGGUUCUCAAUGAGGAUGAGAAAAAGUUACUUGCCAAGGAGGGGGUGACUCUACCAAGCCAACUGCCUCUUACCAAAUUUGAAGAGAGGAUCCUGAAGAAAAUCAGGCGAAAGAUCCGGAACAAGCAGUCUGCCCAAGAAAGCAGGAAGAAGAAGAAAGAAUACAUAGAUGGACUGGAGAGCAGGAUGGCAGCCUGCAGUGCGCAGAACCAAGAGCUGCAGAGGAAAGUUUUCCAGCUGGAGAAAUGCAACAUGUCUCUGAUGGAGCAGCUGCGUCGACUGCAGGCAAUGGUCAUGAAUGGAACCAACAAACCUGCCCAGACUGGGACCUGUGUUCUGGUGCUGCUGCUGUCUUUUACCCUGAUUCUGCUGCCCAGCUUGAAGCCCUUCACCGAGACCAAGGUCAGCCAACCCGGAGACUUCAGCCCACUGAGAGUUCAGUCACGGUCCCUGCACAACCUACAGUCCUCUCGGGUGCUGCAUGCCCUUGAGCAUCCGUUUUCAGUAGUGGAUGAGUCCAAGUCUCACUCUGGUUUCCCUAGAGACCAAGGUAUGGAGGACAUAUCAUCUCUAAUGAAAAAGCUUCACAGGGGACCAGGCCUGGCUAAUUAUGACCUAGGAGCCAACAACACCAGUCUGGACCAGCAUGACGGCCAUCACCAUGGAGACCCCAUCACCGGGCACAUUGCAACGGUGACCUUGAGUCAGCCACGCAGUGCUUCGAGACUCCGGCCGCAUGCCGAUGACAUGUGAAGGGCGGAGGGGGAUUUGCCCAGGGCAAGUUCCGCACCACUGCUUUUACAGAGGAAAUCUGUAGCCAAAAAGAGCCAAAGCCUUUUCUCCUUUUCCUGCAGAGCUAAUGAGAAGCACACAACAUUUAUAACCUUUAGUUUUUGUAGCUUGUGUAAGCUUGGUAAAACCAAAAAAAAAUCAACUUGUUUUCUGGUUUAUUUGCUGGAUACGCUUGUGUAACUUACUAAUAAUUUCUCAUACAGCUCAAGGAGAAGGCCGUAACCUCUUGUGAGAGAAAAAAGAGAUCCAUUCCAAAUGAUUCCUGGAAUCUGUCCCAGUCCGCAUAUUCAUUUUUUUAACGUCCUUUGAUGACAGCUGUGCUUUAGGAAAAAACCAAUACAUAGAAACCAAAGCUAUAAUGUGCUUUUUUGACUGUGCUGUGUACAAAUAACUCCAAAUCAUACUUGGACAACUGCCUGUGUAUAUAUUUCAAAUGAUGAUUCUAUCAAUCUUGAGAACAAACAAAUGCACUGUAAAAAAUAACAAUUUUGUCUGUAGCUCAAGCACUUUAUGCAGUUCAUUUUAUGGUGUGUUAAAUAAAAUACUUCAAACUUGUA